This is a messenger RNA of Prunus persica (peach), 759 nucleotides long. RefSeq lists its product as uncharacterized. The transcript has 4 exons. Lineage: Eukaryota; Viridiplantae; Streptophyta; Magnoliopsida; Rosales; Rosaceae. The record is from RefSeq and is a predicted model, not a curated record. Bases 1 to 759 code for a protein of 252 amino acids.
AUGGAUUUAAAGACAUUUGGUUUAUUAUGUGAUUUGCUUCGCACGGAUGGAAGGUUAAAGAAUGACGGUUUGGUGACUGUGGAGGAGCAAGUAUGUAUGUUCUUGCAUAUGCUUGCUCAUCAUGUUAAGAAUCGUACUAUUAGAAAUAGAUUUGUUCGAUCAGGAGAGACUAUUAGUAGGUACUUCAAUUCCGUGUUACAAGGCAUUUUAAGAUUACAAGGUAGCCUAUUGAGAGUACCGGAACCUGUAGGUGAUAACUGCACAGAUCAUAGAUGGAAAUGGUUUAAGAAUUGCUUGGGAGCACUAGAUGGAACAUACAUUAAAGUGCGAGUAGCUGAAACCGAAAAACCGAGAUAUCGGACUAGAAAGGGAGAAAUUGCAACAAAUGUGUUGGCCGUUUGCUCACGUGAUAUGCAAUUCAUAUUUGUGUUGCCGGGUUGGGAGGGAUCCGCAUCCGACUCUAGAGUCCUUCGAGAUGCCAUAACGAGGCCUAAUGGAUUAAGAGUUCCUACCGGUUAUUAUUACCUUGUAGAUGGUGGGUACACAAAUGGUGAGGGAUUUCUCGCACCAUAUAGAGGAACACGGAGGGAGAUGUCUAGAGAUCCACUAGAGUAUGAAAUAAAUGAAAUUGAAGAGACGGAAAAUGUGAUAGAAGGUGAUAUGGUUGGCACCAUUGGAGCAUCGGAUGAAUGGACUACUUGGAGGAAUGACUUGGCGUUCCAAAUGUAUAAUGAGUGGCAAGGAAAUGCGAAUAACUAG